AUGCCUCAGAUUUCAAACACUCCAGAAUCCUUGCUUCCUCGCUCAGAUUCUCGAAAUCCAGCAACAACAUGUAGAGGUAUUACCACCCAAGGCCGGCCCUGCCGCCGCUCUAUAGCCUCUUCAAGUCCAUCACCUGCUUCUACUCCUCGCAAGAAGGACCCUCGCCAAGAAGCUAUAGAUGUGGCAUCUUUGUACUGCUGGCAGCACAAGGAUCAAGAUUCUUCGUCAAGUUCAUAUAUGACUGUCAUCACUCCGGCCAAGACGAGGACGAGCAUCGAUACAUUGAUGGAUCGACUCGGUGUGCUCGAAAUAAACGAUGAUCCAGGGCCUCAAAGGCCAAAGCCUCCCCAAAAACGGCGGACAAAUCAAAGUCGGCCGAAGAGAAAGACUACUUUCUGUUGCUUUCAGAUCGUGGAAGACAGCGGCGAAGAUGACAAGCCUACCUCAUUCCAACGGCCCAAACCCCCUCGCCCCACACAUGGCGUUUCGAACCAGAAGAUUCAACUGCCUGCCUCAGCCGGAAGGCCGCAGCAUGCAGGAGGGUCACCCACUCCUCAGACAGCCCGGCCAUCAUUGUCAAACACGGGGAAUCCUUCUUCCUCGCAAACACAAGCGUUGUUGUCAUGGAUUCCGUCUACACUUUCCCCACAGACAACAUCCACUCUUAUCACAGAGUUAGCCAAGCCAAUCUCCAGCGCCGACGACGAAGGCUAUAUCUAUAUGUUCUGGGUGACGCCCCCAACAACCACCACAGAACGGAGCGCUGAUACCGCAGUACCCCGAGACAUCGCAUCCUCUCUACUACCCCAAGCCCCACAAAGUAGCAAUCACCUCCGCCCGCCCACUCAGCCGCGCAGCGUCAGCGACGCAAUCCGCGCAGCACAGAACCUCAAUGCUCUCACCUCCAACCCAACAUCAACCACGCCCGGAACGCUCAGGCUGAAAAUCGGACGCACGAGCAAUGUGCACCGUCGACUCGCUGAAUGGAGUAAGCAGUGCUCGUACGAUCUGACCUUGAUCCGAUAUUAUCCUUACACACCAUCGUCCUCCUCGUCGUCAUCCCCUGCUAGGAUGCCAUCAUCCCACAACAGCCGGGAUAGGGCCCCCUCAGCCUCUUUAGUACCGGGAAGGAAAGUCCCGCAUGUGCACCGUGUGGAACGACUCAUUCACCUGGAGCUGGCGGCUCUGCGUGUGCGAGACUUAGGACAGUGUCCUGAGUGUGGGAAGGAGCAUCGCGAAUGGUUUGAGGUCGAGGCAGCGAAGGAGUCGCUCAAAAGAGUGGAUGAGUGUAUUCGACGAUGGGUCUCCUGGGCCGAGUCGAUGACCUGA
Penicillium coprophilum is the source of this 1329-nucleotide messenger RNA. RefSeq lists its product as uncharacterized. The coding region runs from base 1 to 1329 and encodes 442 amino acids. The transcript has a single exon. Lineage: Eukaryota; Fungi; Ascomycota; Eurotiomycetes; Eurotiales; Aspergillaceae. The record is from RefSeq and is a predicted model, not a curated record.